AUGGAAACAACCACUGCGAAAGAGACGUGUGACGAUUGUAUGGAACUGAAUGUUCACCUGUACGACGAAGAUCCGUAUGAGGAUGGAGCAUCUGUACUGAAUCGUUACUCUAGGCAAGGCUGUAAACAUGUGCAGUUCUUCUGCCGGUCGUUCCAGAUGGACGACUUCCGUCCUGUGCGGACUGUAUUCAACACGAAUCUUUCGAUUACGGAACUGCCACUGAGCGUUGAAGUCCUAUGCAAAAAUGGUCAAUGGUGGUAUGAAAAAGUUGCAGUCAACUCACUGUCUUGCAUCUAUGAACCUCCACAUCCCAACAGUCCGUGUAUGCAGUGCGGUCAAGAUCUAUACGUGAAACCUGGGAGUAAUAAGGUUGAAGGGGCAGUCUAUGUCGACUUUCGUGCGGAUCGUUGCCUUUCUGCUCAGCUUUACUGCCAGCCAACUAAGCCGCAUCACUUCGUGGACAUUUAUCAUGACAAUGCUCCAAUGGGAAUCCAUGGCACGUCGUUGAACAGAACAUUCCACUGCAAUUACGAUUCCCAAUGGGUUGAAGUGAAUACGGCGUCUAUAAUUGGCAACGUCUCAUGUGUGAUGGAAAAGGGACCACCAUCUUCUACGCACAUGAUGGAGUCCACUACUGAAGCAGGAGAGACCAUCUAUACUACAGAUGAAGGAAUGUCGUCAGUUGACACCAUUGAAACAAGAACACCAACAACUUCUCCUUGGGAAGAAGAGUGGUCUACGACGUCUGGCUACGGUGGAGAAGAAAUAGUUUCAACUACUGUGAAUGGGCAAAUCACCACAUCUCCUGCGGAGACUACAACAGAGAUGACCACCGACAACGGUGAAAGCAUUACAUCUGGUUGGACCGACGCCUCUGAAGUAGCAACGCUCCCUACGUCAUUAGAACCAGCCGAAGAGAUAACGACAACAACAGUCGAGAGUGUGAAUACCUUUACUGCGACGGAAACGUCGACUAUCGACUCGAUAUCUGAUAUCGAAACCACCGAAGAAGAGAGAACAUCCACGACGAAGACGAUGUCCACGAUGACAACACGGUACGAAGCGACAACAGAAUCCGAUUUCGUAGGGAUUUCAUCCACCGAGAUCGGUACAACGGAAGUGCCGCCUCUACAACCAGAAGGUAGUACAACCGAGGAGGUCACCACCCAGUUAUGGGAAAGCAGCACAUCGGAAGAAGUACCAGCUAAUUCUCAAGCUAGUACUUCUCGUGAAAACACUCAAGGAAGCACUCUGGUUAUCGAAAGCACAUCCGUUGAGACGACUCAAGCGAUUUCUGAAACAGAAACGAGUGAAAUCAUUGAAGACACUACUCCAGCUGGGGAGCUCGGCUCCACAGCGGUCACUGCUGAGAGUCCUAGAUCAUCGCGGGGAAGUACAAUUGUGAUACUUCCGACAUAUCCGAUUUAUCAGUCAUCAACAGGAAGAACUAGAAUGGAAUCUAGUACGGCCACAACCGUGCCUUCGACAAGUACUGCAGAGCCUCUAACCACGGAGUCUACUGAAGACUUAACUACGACUGACAACUUGGAGGAAACCUCCAUGGGACCGUCUUCCCAAACAACACCUGUGACGAUAACUCAAAGAAAUACGUUUGCGAGCACAUUUAAUACCUCUCCAGAUGGCGGAAUCCCAUCUUCACUGCCCACCACUACUAUGGAGCAAACGACCGACUAUGAGUUUUCAACACCGGGAGAUUUCGAAACAUCCACAUCGACUAUAUCCAAAAGAACGACCACAAUAUUGACUACUGCUGAUACCGGUUACGUGGAGCCUUCUCUAGGAACGACUAUUAUGCCAACGUCGACUGAUUCGCUGACUGAUAUGAUCACUCCUUCAACUGAUUUCGAUACUAUGACACCUACUCUUGCAACUACUUCUGCGACUCAUGAGAGUAGACCAUCAGAGGGUCCGCUUCCAACAAUCAUCACCACUGAGAAAACGCCGGAUACCACAGAACCUGAGCUCUUUACAGAGACUACCGUUUCAGCACUCACCACAAUUACACAGGAACCUUCCCAGGAAGCAACGACCACGCCUACAUCGGCUGAUCCUUCCACUGAUCAAUUUAUUACUUCAUCAGAAAGCUUUACUGAAUCAGUUUUUACACCGCGCCCUGCAGAAAGACCUUCUACUAAACCUUCAAGUGAGAUUUUCACUACCUAA
Molecule: messenger RNA, 2184 nt
Organism: Haemonchus placei
Lineage: Eukaryota; Metazoa; Nematoda; Chromadorea; Rhabditida; Trichostrongylidae
Source: the annotation of a GenBank genome assembly